This is a messenger RNA of Eremomyces bilateralis CBS 781.70, 2160 nucleotides long. RefSeq lists its product as uncharacterized. Bases 1 to 2160 code for a protein of 719 amino acids. The record is from RefSeq and is a predicted model, not a curated record. Lineage: Eukaryota; Fungi; Ascomycota; Dothideomycetes; Eremomycetales; Eremomycetaceae. The transcript has 2 exons.
AUGGACAGAGACAGCAACAGGACCACCACGUUCCGUGGGAAGAAGUGUACGAAAGUCCGCAGAACCAGCUCUAUCUCGAUUGAGAGCUCUUCGUCCGCAACAUCCCCAAGCACUACGUCGACGACUACGCAAACUUCUUCGUCAGAGAACCGCAAUGAAGACCCUCCAACGACCCAAACGACUACGACGGCCGUAGUACCACCUCCCGUUGAUGUGACUCUUCAGCCAGCCCCGUCGUCCGAGCCAUCUCCUAUAUUACCUCCACCUGUGCUAGAAUCUUCGUCGGCCACACCAACACCCCUAGUGCCUCCAACCGAACCUCCGGUCAUCACUGACCCAGCCAAAGAGCCAUCGCCUACAAGCAACCCGACUACGGUGAAUCCAUCAUCAACGCCCAUCCAAGAAUCGCCCGAAUCCGUCAUUCCGUCUCCUUCGCAACCAUUUACCCCUUUCUCCGACUCCACGCCUAUCUCAACGAGAAGUUCGAGUCUUCAUAUCCUCCCAACUGCCGGUCCUGCUUUACCUAUUGACAGUCCCGAAGAUGGCCAUGUCUCGGGAGGUGGCCAUGUCUCAGGGGGCGACCAUACGGGAGGGUCACAUCAUGGUAAAGGUAGCGGCUUCCCACUCGCUGCAACAAUUGCCGGCACACUCGGUGGGGUUGCUGCGUUAUCCAUUAUAACCCUAUUAUGGUUUUGUCUUCGAAGGAGGAGGCGCAAGUCUGCGUCAUCUGGGCCAUCCCAAAGCCGGUUCUCAUUUGAACCCGACCGUCGAGGCCUUUCGUCAACAGUGUUGGGACUCUUUAACAAGGCCUCGGUCUCCUCUAGAAGAGCUAGGGACAAGGUGCCGUGGUUGAAAGAGAAAGGUGCCGUUUACCAACAUCAGAACAACGGCUUUCUAUCCCAGGCUGCUGGAGCAGCCUUUCGAAAUCGAUCUCACAGCUCCCCUACGGCUGGUCUAAAAACUAGGUUAGGGGGCAGUUUCUCUAAAUUGCCGUGGUGGAAAGACAAAAGACAAGUGGCACCAAUCGCACCCAUUCCAGUGCAAAAUCGAACAACGUCACCAGCAAAUGGCUCGGAGUCACCAAUCGAACCGUAUACUCCUGCAAUGGUUCAGCGUGCUCUCUUGCCAGAGGACCCAUUCCUCGACUCUCCCGAACGACUCCCUCCUCUACUGAGGCUCAUGAACCCUGAUCCUUCGAGCACUCCGAAUUCGACAGAUAAUCUCGACCCCAGUAGACCGUCUCCAUUGGGAGUCCAAGCAGGCUCCAAAGAAUCGAGUCCAGGCUCGCACGCCCGUUCCCUAUCGUUGAAUAACCCGAUCGACCCCUUCAGAGACCCCGAUCCCGAAGCGGCAUGGUCGGCACUGCUUCCAGGCCGGGAAAAUACAUUCGCUGCGGCUGCUCUUCCGAAGUCAUCACAUAGUAGCGGUUCGGGAUUCAUUAUACAGUCGAACUCGCUUCCUGACCAGCCCCGGUCGGCGCAUACAUCUACAUCAUCCCAUUCUCGCACUCGGAGCGCUAGCCUUGCGCUGCAAUCCCAUCCUCCUGAAAAGAAUAACAGAGAUACCUAUUCCGCCAUCCCAACAAAUCCGUUCGUCGACCUUUCCGAUCCUAGGAACUCAAGUUCGGCGAAGUACGGCAUAGACCCGUCUAGAGACAGUCCGUCGACACAAGCGAUGCAGCAGUGGGUCACGCAGCAUCAACGCAAGCCAUCGAUCACGUCAUCAUCUGUCUACACAGCCACACGCAGGCUUGAUGACAUGCGCACCACAACCACGACGAACUUCUCUCGCAAGCCUUCUGCAACCCACGCUCACAAACCGUCGCUGUCUGCUGAAACGCCCCCCAUCAGCACUGUCCCAUCCACGCUUCGCAGCGCAAUUUCCGAUCAAUCAAGCACAAAUGAACCUGCUACCAUCGGUUCCACUGCGUCGAGUGCAUCCGAUUAUACUAAUAUCCCAUCAAAUCAGCAACGUCUCUUGCGUCCGAACGGCGGUCUUGGAAUGGCGAGGAAGACUAUCCUACACGCCGAGCGGACACCAGAUUGGACUGGCACGCCGAAUGGAAAGGAAUUGAGUGGAUAUUUCAGCGAGAGGACGACAAAAGGGAAAAGUGAUCCUUUUGAUUUAGAGGUGCUGGGUAUGAAUACGCCGAGGGGGUAA